This is a messenger RNA of Neurospora hispaniola, 372 nucleotides long. RefSeq lists its product as uncharacterized. The record is from RefSeq and is a predicted model, not a curated record. The annotation marks the transcript as partial. NCBI's taxonomy places the organism in Eukaryota, Fungi, Ascomycota, Sordariomycetes, Sordariales, Sordariaceae. The transcript has a single exon.
AAAAUAAAGCUAGAGAUAUUUAGAAAGAUCGAUAACACUUCUAAACUUGAUACUAUCCAAAUUCGAGAGAUUAGUACUAUAGUACGGGAAGACUUUCCAAGCUCUAUAUAUACAAGAACCGAUUCAUAUAACCCACGCGCACGUAUUCGCCACCGCAAUCUCAAUAACAAUACUCCAACUAAUACUUUAAUCAAGUCUUUUAACAAUAAUAAUAUUAAAUAUAUCAAAAAAAUAGAUCUAGAAGAUAACGAACGACUAUUGGGACUUAUCUUUACCUUCCCAACUUAUAUAAAUAUAGCCAGAAUAUUCCCCGAAGUUAUAAUUAUUAAUAAUAUGUACAAUACUAACCACUUUUAUUACCCCUUUUACUAA